Molecule: messenger RNA, 1155 nt
Organism: Radiomyces spectabilis
Lineage: Eukaryota; Fungi; Mucoromycota; Mucoromycetes; Mucorales; Radiomycetaceae
Product: Coproporphyrinogen III oxidase
Exons: 4
Coding region: 1-1155 (384 amino acids)
Cellular component (GO): mitochondrial intermembrane space; cytoplasm
Molecular function (GO): coproporphyrinogen oxidase activity
Source: RefSeq, a predicted model, not a curated record
AUGCCAACCGCCUCUUUCUCGUCGAGUCGAGCGCGUCUUUACAGCACUGCCAAAGUCGCUACAGCUAAUUCUGCUAGAAAAGAUAAUAAAUCGCGAUACUGGGCUUUUGCCGCAGCUGGCAGUGCUUUAGCUUUCAGCUUAUGGACCGCUCCUAAGAUUUAUUGUGAUGCCGCCAAUGACGAUAAACAACGGCGAGCGGAAGGUCCGAUCACUGAUAAAGAUCCUAUGCGCUUGCGUAUGGAAGCUUUUGUAAAGGGCUUGCAAAACCGUAUCGUAUCUGAUAUUGAAGCACUGGAUGGAAAGCAGUUCACCCGCACGACGUGGCAACGACAAGAAGGUGGAGAAGGCAUUACCUGUGUUCUUCAAGAUGGCAACGUAUUUGAAAAGGCGGGUGUGGGUGUCUCCAUUGUAUAUGGUCAAUUACCUAAAGCUGCGGUCGAACAAAUGCGUCACGAUCGAGGCAAGGAUAUCAGUGCCGAUGGUCCGGUCCCAUUUUUUGCUGCCGGUAUUUCACUGGUGAUGCAUCCCCAUAAUCCCAACGCUCCUACAGUGCAUAUGAACUAUCGAUACUUUGAGAUUGAAAACCCGGACGGUACACCGAAAAUGUGGUGGUUCGGCGGUGGAUCCGAUUUGACGCCAAGCUACCUGUAUGAAGAAGAUGCCAUCCAUUUCCAUCAAGUCUUGAAAGAAGGUUGCGACAAGUUUGAUAAAAAGCAUUACGGCAACUUCAAACAAUGGUGCGACAAGUAUUUCUACAACAAGCACCGCGGCGAAUCGCGUGGCAUUGGCGGUAUCUUCUUUGAUGAUUUAGAUGACAAACCGGCCGACGAAGUGUUUAGUUUUGUCAAGGAAAUGGGCAACCGAUUCUCACUUUCUUAUAUCCCCAUCAUGAAGAAACGCAUGAAUAUGCGCUUCACCCCGGAAAUGAAGGAAUGGCAACAAAUCCGUCGCGGACGUUACGUGGAAUUCAACUUGGUCUGGGAUAGAGGUACCAAGUUUGGUUUGCAAACCCCUGGUGCCAGAAUCGAGGCUAUCCUCAUGUCCCUCCCAUUGACAGCCCGUUGGGAAUACAUGCACGUGCCAGAACCGGGAUCCAAGGAAGAAGACUUGGAAGAAGUAUUAAAGAAUCCCAGAGAUUGGGUGCCAUUGGAUUAA